Molecule: messenger RNA, 456 nt
Organism: Symbiodinium necroappetens
Lineage: Eukaryota; Dinophyceae; Suessiales; Symbiodiniaceae
Source: the annotation of a GenBank genome assembly
AUGUCGAAACUGAUGACAUAUCGAGCUGGCAAUGAUGCGCGGGACUUCUUCAAGAAUGUGGAUGUGCCUCUGGAAGCCGGGACAGGAUAUCUUAUUGAACCAACAGAAGUUCAAACGAUAAUCUACGAGGGAUUUGAGGGAGAUCGCAAGAUGGUCAACACGACAAUUCCAGUGCUGGACCCACACGAGCUUUUGGAUUUCCUACAGGCGGAGCUUCAACUUCAGUGUCCAAUGGAUAAAGUUCGUGCUUACUGGAAACAUCUACGUGACAAUGGGUACCCCUUUGCAAAGAACUUUCCUGCUAGAAACGAAGAUCUGGAUUGCAUGGUACCAUUCACCAUCUACGGGGACGAGCUGACAUUGGGCAAGGACUCCAGGGAUAAGGUGACAGGAAUAUUCCUACAACUCACCUUGUUCAGCGCGAGCGCCAUCGAGGAUGGAAUCGCUGAGCCGUAA